Molecule: messenger RNA, 438 nt
Organism: Sphenostylis stenocarpa
Lineage: Eukaryota; Viridiplantae; Streptophyta; Magnoliopsida; Fabales; Fabaceae
Source: the annotation of a GenBank genome assembly
AUGUGCUACGUGGGGAAAGCAACAAAGAUCUUCAUCUUCAUAGUGACGGUGCUCGUUGUUCUCGGUCUGGUUUUGGGAUUGGGGCUCCUACGCCGCCACCACCACAACAACACUACAAUUGAAUGUUCCGAUGGGUCUUGCAUUCCUCCACCAACCACAUUCCCAAACCCCAAUUUCAAUUCACCAACUCCACCUUCCCCCCUUCAAUACCCCACUACCCCACCAACCACUCCGGUUACAAAUCCAACCCCUCCUCCUCCUUCCGACACCAACCCAUCUUCGCCACCGCCACCGCCACCGCCGGUGCUCCAAUCGCCACCCCCGCCGCCGGAGGAAACUUCCCCUCCAAAUUCUCCAAGUGUGGCGGCGCCACCGAUUAAUACACCUACACCAGGGUCGGCCCUGGUGGCCCCAGGUCCUGUACAUGCUAUUGUGUAG